AUGGGCGGGAUCAGUCUUGAAGAGAUCAAGAAUGAAACUGUUGAUCUGGAAAAAGUUCCGAUCGAAGAAGUGUUCGAACAGCUGAAAUGUACCCGGGAGGGGUUAAGUCCCGAGGAAGGAGCAAACAGGCUUCAAAUCUUCGGACCAAACAAAUUGGAAGAGAAAAAGGAAAGCAAAAUACUCAAGUUUCUUGGAUUUAUGUGGAAUCCACUCUCAUGGGUGAUGGAAGCUGCAGCUUUAAUGGCUAUUGCACUGGCUAAUGGAGGUGGAAAGCCCCCGGAUUGGCAAGACUUUGUCGGUAUUGUUUGCUUGCUCGUUAUCAACUCGACUAUCAGUUUCAUUGAAGAGAACAAUGCCGGAAAUGCUGCUGCAGCACUUAUGGCUGGUCUUGCUCCUAAAACAAAGGUCCUUAGAGGCGGUCGCUGGAGUGAGGAGGAAGCUGCCAUUUUGGUUCCUGGAGACAUUAUAAGCAUUAAACUGGGAGAUAUUGUUCCUGCUGAUGCUCGUCUUCUCGAAGGUGAUCCGUUAAAGAUUGAUCAAUCUGCUCUCACAGGAGAGUCACUUCCUGUAACCAAGAAUCCUCAUGACGAAGUCUUUUCCGGGUCGACAUGCAAACAAGGUGAAAUCGAAGCUGUUGUUAUUGCCACUGGUGUUCAUACUUUCUUUGGGAAGGCAGCACAUCUUGUGGAUAGUACCAACCAGGUUGGGCACUUCCAAAAAGUGCUCACUGCUAUCGGUAACUUUUGUAUUUGUUCCAUUGCUAUUGGAAUGCUGGUCGAGAUAAUUGUCAUGUACCCGAUUCAGCACAGGCAGUACAGGAAGGGGAUUGAUAAUCUCCUUGUCCUCUUGAUCGGAGGAAUUCCAAUUGCUAUGCCGACUGUCUUGUCGGUCACAAUGGCUAUCGGAUCCCACAGGCUAUCGCAGCAGGGUGCCAUUACUAAGAGAAUGACAGCGAUUGAGGAGAUGGCCGGCAUGGACGUCCUCUGUAGUGACAAGACCGGCACUUUGACACUUAAUAAGUUAACUGUCGAUAAAAGCUUGAUUGAGGUAUUUGCAAAGGGAGUAGAUCCCGAUCAUGUUUUGCUCACUGCUGCUAGGGCUUCUCGAACUGAAAAUCAAGAUGCGAUUGAUGCAGCUAUUGUUGGUACACUAGCUGAUCCGAAGGAGGCACGAGCUGGUAUCAGGGAGGUCCAUUUUUUGCCCUUCAAUCCUGUGGACAAGAGGACUGCUUUGACUUACAUUGAUUCCAAUGGAAACUGGCAUCGAGCUAGCAAGGGAGCUCCUGAACAGAUUUUAACGCUCUGCAACUGCAAGGAAGAUUUGAAGAAAAAGGUUCAUGCAACAAUCGAUAAAUUUGCUGAGCGCGGGCUUCGGUCAUUGGCUGUUGCAAGACAGGAAGUGCCAGAGAAAUCAAAAGACGCCCCUGGUGGUCCAUGGCAGUUUGUUGGGCUUUUAUCCCUGUUUGAUCCUCCUCGACACGAUAGUGCAGAGACCAUCCGCAGGGCUCUCAACCUUGGGGUAAAUGUAAAGAUGAUUACUGGCGAUCAACUUGCCAUUGGUAAGGAAACCGGGCGUAGACUUGGGAUGGGAACAAAUAUGUAUCCAUCUGCUUCUUUGCUUGGGCAACACAAGGAUGAGUCUAUAGCAGGCCUUCCCAUUGAAGAGUUGAUUGAGAAGGCGGAUGGUUUUGCUGGAGUCUUUCCAGAGCACAAAUAUGAGAUAGUGAAGAAGUUGCAGGAGAGGAAGCACAUUGUUGGAAUGACUGGAGAUGGAGUAAACGAUGCCCCUGCUUUAAAGAAGGCAGAUAUUGGAAUUGCUGUUGCUGAUGCUACUGAUGCCGCAAGAAGUGCUUCUGACAUUGUUCUCACUGAACCGGGAUUAAGUGUUAUUAUCAGUGCAGUGUUGACAAGUCGAGCUAUUUUCCAAAGAAUGAAAAACUACACAAUAUAUGCUGUCUCGAUCACUAUCCGUAUUGUGUUUGGUUUUAUGUUCAUUGCUUUGAUUUGGAAGUUUGAUUUCUCUCCAUUCAUGGUUUUGAUCAUUGCCAUCCUCAAUGAUGGAACAAUCAUGACAAUCUCGAAGGAUAGAGUUAAGCCAUCUCCAUUGCCAGAUAGCUGGAAGUUGAAAGAGAUUUUUGCCACUGGAAUAGUACUCGGAGGUUACCAAGCAUUGAUGACUGUUAUAUUCUUCUGGAUCAUGAAGGGAACUGACUUCUUCUCUGACAAAUUUGGUGUUAGGUCCAUUAGAAAUAGUGAGGACGAAAUGAUGGCUGCUCUAUACCUUCAAGUUAGUAUCAUUAGUCAAGCUCUAAUUUUCGUAACCAGAUCACGCAGUUGGUCAUUUAUCGAACGCCCUGGACUGCUGUUAUUGACUGCUUUCUUCAUUGCACAAAUGGUUGCAACUCUAAUAGCCGUAUAUGCUGACUGGGGUUUCGCCAGAAUUAAAGGAUGUGGUUGGGGAUGGGCCGGAGUAAUCUGGCUUUACAGCUUAGUUUUCUAUGUGCCUCUCGACUUAAUGAAGUUUGCUAUCCGAUACAUCUUGAGCGGGAAAGCAUGGCAGAACUUGUAUGAAAACAGGAUUGCUUUCACCACGAAGAAGGAUUAUGGAAAAGAAGAGAGAGAAGCUCAAUGGGCUCUUGCUCAGAGGACCUUACACGGCCUCCAAACAACGGAGAAUACUAAUCUUUUCAACGAGAAGAAUGGCUAUAGAGAGCUGUCUGAAAUUGCAGAACAGGCCAAGAGGCGAGCUGAGAUUGCAAGGCUUCGGGAGCUGCACACACUCAAGGGUCAUGUGGAGUCAGUCGUGAAGCUGAAAGGACUGGAUAUUGAAACUAUCCAGCAGCACUACACUGUUUAAAGAAUCCGAACGAUUCUUACAUAAAUGGAACAGGCUUCAAAAUCAAACCAUGAUGAAACUUUUAAGACACACAGGAAGCCAUAGUUCCUAAUAUGUUAAAUUUGGUUUUUGUGUAUUUCAAAGUGUCCACUGAAAGUUCUGCACAAUCAUUGGAUCUUUUUAGAUUACGAUUACAUCUCAUGUAACCCAUUUUUUCCACUAUAAAUCUUUGUUUCCGGGUUUAAUCUUAUGCUAAAUGUUAUAUUCGACUUUUGACA
Molecule: messenger RNA, 3113 nt
Organism: Olea europaea var. sylvestris
Lineage: Eukaryota; Viridiplantae; Streptophyta; Magnoliopsida; Lamiales; Oleaceae
Product: plasma membrane ATPase 4
Exons: 16
Coding region: 1-2856 (951 amino acids)
Biological process (GO): proton export across plasma membrane; regulation of intracellular pH
Cellular component (GO): plasma membrane
Molecular function (GO): P-type proton-exporting transporter activity; ATP hydrolysis activity; ATP binding
Source: RefSeq, a predicted model, not a curated record